Messenger RNA from Aspergillus candidus, 2822 nucleotides. RefSeq names its product F-box protein. The record is from RefSeq and is a predicted model, not a curated record. The transcript is spliced from 2 exons. Lineage: Eukaryota; Fungi; Ascomycota; Eurotiomycetes; Eurotiales; Aspergillaceae. Gene Ontology annotation, molecular function: protein binding. The coding region runs from base 240 to 2093 and encodes 617 amino acids.
CCUCUAUACACCCUAGGUGUUCUCUUGGUCUCCAUCCCAUGUCCCUCUCUACCAGACUACAGUGACGGACGAAGGGAUCGCGUAAAAGAUCACGACGUCAUGUUCCUGAGGCGGUGAGGUCAGGCAGAAUCGCCCCGCCACGGACGGGCUCAAGAGUCAAAUAUUGCACUCUCUCCACCUCCGUUGUUCUCACUUUUCCAAUCGCUCCUGGAUCGAAAUCCCCUCCCUCCGAAUUGAGAAUGACGACAACCUUUCCCGUUGCAGAUCCGCUCACCAUUCUGCCCCCCGAGAUUGUCCUGCGCAUCUUGGAAUUCUCCCCGGUCGCGACCCUCGCGUCUCUAACCGCCGCCUCCAAGGCCUGGCACCGAUUUAUCGACGGCGCGCAUCAAGAAGCGAUUUACACCUCAAAGACGACACAACCCCCCGGUGGCGCCCGUGAUCUCUCUUUCCUUUCUAACGCUACUAGCUACGCCAAUUUCUUCGAAGGAACGUCGUCAUGGAAGGACCUUUGCAAGCGACAGACGCUGCUCUCCCGUAACUGGGCUGCGUCCCCGCCAGCGAGCCGGGAAUCCGUCGUGCAGGUCGGGAAUGAUCCCGUUUGGCGAUUCCGUCCUGACUUCAAGCGUCGAUUCUUCGUUUCCACAUCUCAUGGCGGUGGCUUGAAUGUCACUAGCAUGGACACGGGUCGCGUUAUCUGGAGACUCCCGUCGACGCUGGAUACGGUGGAUGGCGAACAUGGAGUUCGUCCGUAUGCACACUUGGAAUAUCAGGAUGGGAUGGCGGUGUUCGAUUGUGAGGGGGAUGCGGUGGAGGUUUGGCAGGCGGGCUUGGAAGGUGCACAACAUGGGGAGUUCCGGCAGAUUGCUGUCUUAAACCACGAUUGCCAGACCAGAGGCUUCCAGCUGUCCUUCUGGACGUUAUGUGUGGUGUCGAGUGAAGGGCAGGGUUUUGUCUAUGAUAUGACGCAACGCCCUCCCAAGCUGCGGACGCACCUCAAAAUUCAGGAUGGUGGUAUCGGUCACCUCGACCAGAGUGCCGACGUUGUGAUCUAUUCCAUGGGCCCGGGGGGCUUUCAUGCGCACGACAAGACGACGGGGGAGUUCUUGGGUGCCCUCCACCCGUCGGAGUGUACGGACAAGUAUCACAUCCGCCCACCAGCCGCCGAAUCUCCGAAUGCUACGAGUCGACCGUUUCUUCCUGGCUCUAAGCGCAAAGACUCCCUCCUACCAGUCACAGUCGCAAAGGGUCCUCUUCCGACCCCGACCGACCCGGAUCAUGUUUGGGACGGCGAGAACGAGUGGGGAUCAGGGAUGAUAAAUGGGAACCUCUUCGUCGGUUUCUCCCGCGCCGGUCGGGUCUUUGUGUGCUGGGACUGGCGUAAAGCCCUCCAAAGCGGUGUUGAGGCCCACAGUUCCAUUAUCGAGUGUGAAACAGAUGGAUCCACCUUUGAUCUAGGUGGCUGGCUGUCCGUGCGAAACCAUCGCCUGAUGUUCGAGAUCCAGGACCGGAUCUAUAUCGUCGCGCUGGAUGACGACGACCGAAUCCAGUGUUCUGACAGUCCCGCCCGCGCGUCGUACUCCCUCCUCACCAGCUCUGCCCCACAGCUAGCCGUGCCGGUCAGUUUCAUGGGGCUCUAUGAUGAUGCAAUCAUGUCAACUUACACUACCCUUGGCUGGCGCCAACCUCUCAUUAACCUUCCCGGAGGCCAACCUCCACGACACGAUAACGCCGCCCGCAUUUUCCCCACGAAAGCCAUCCGGAUCGUCAACCUAGCACCUGAACUCUCCGACAAGCCGGAUGCCCCCUCUGAUGCCGACCAGGCUCAAAACCAGACUGGAGAAGGCGAAGGCCCGCACAAUCCGCCAGCAGAGGAGGUCUGGCGAUCCCAGGCGGGACUUUUGCAGCUGAUCAACAUGCUUGGAGGUGAGUUUGGGGAGUUGGAGGAGGAAGACGAGGGGGAAGAUGAAUUGGAGGCUUUGUUUCCAGAUGCACAUAAUGGCGACUCCGACGGGUGGGAGGACGAUGAUGAUGAUGACGACGACGAUCACGAAGAUCACGAGAAUACGCACCAGCCUCCGCAUGAGGGCGCCUAAGUUUGAGGGAAUUCUGGAGUUGCUGGUGGGGUUGACGUGUUACCAAACCGGGUUUGACCUUGACCUCAACCUUGGAAUCCCUACCGAGGGGAGCAACUAGGUCAGCCUAGGGUCAACCACAUCGAGUCAGCGCCUUAUCGCAUGAAAUCGAACGAGUGUCCUGGGUCCCGACUAACCUGCAGGGCACCAUCCUACUGUACUAACCGGAGUUUAGGGCGUAUGGUGUUACGUACCCAGAACAACUCGCAUUCAAGGUAGACAAUAGAAAAUCCCAAGCGCUAUACAGUGCGGCGUUUUACAAGCUGGGGCUAUUUGGUGGCUACAUCGACCUCAUUUGAAUUAUAGGCCCAGGCUAGGUCUUUUCACGGGCACGGCCACGAAUUUCCAAUUACGUUGCUAUGGAUAAGUCGACGGCAUCAUGUACAAAAGGAUAAAUUGAUCUUAUCACCUAGUCAACAGGAUCGGCUUUCUACCAAGUCCACAUUGAUCGGAAAAUUUCGUCUACGCAGGGAAGAUUCGUAUCAAAUACGUUUUAAAUGAAUAUUUCCUUGACCGAGAGACAGCCAUACAACCAUCGUGGACAAAGACGUCACGCCGUUGAUGAAAUUCUAUUCUAGAUGACUCCAUCCGCUUUGAAUUGAAUGGGUUAACUUCCCAGCCUGUUCAAAGAAUUCUAGAGCACAUAGACUUCUAGAGCAGACCAUACGGCCCCAUUAUGGUAAUGCGCCA